AUGCCGCCUCGCCUAGGUUACAAGAAGUCCCGAAGGGGUUGUUUUAUGUGCAAGCAACGCCGGGUCAAGGUAUCCUCUCUUUGCGAUGAGAACCAACCGUGCACUGCGUGUGCGAGGCACGGGGUAGUUUGUGUUUAUGCGGAUGCUUCGGGUGCACGAUCGCGGUCAAGAGACCCUUCCACUGAACAGACCCGCUCUCAGGGAGAAACUUCCCGGCAAGGCGACGUGUUGAUAUCCGCUGUCAGCCCAGAUCCAUUGCCAUACUUGGCCAAGUUUAUGAAAGGCCAGGAGCCCAUAGAGCAGAGUACGUGGCUCACGGACCUGGAGCUAAUGCAUCAUCAUUCAACAUGCACUUAUCUGACUUUGCCACGCGCUGAUGAACUUCACCACAUAUGGCAGAUUGAAAUGCCUAAGCUAGCCUUGCGUCAUGUUUAUCUGCUACAUCAGGUUCUGUCAGUUUCUGCAUUUCAUCUCGCCUUUUUGAAUCCAGAUCGCCCUGAAUUUCCUGUAUGCGCUUCGCAACACCAGAAUGAGGCUAUUAAAGGUCUUCGAUCAGCGAUUGGGUCUAUUUCACAAGAUAGUUGCGUAGAAAUAUUUCUCGCAUCUUCAUUACUCUCCAUCGGCGCUUUCGCUGGUUUCAGUACACAAAAUUCAGGUCAACAACCCGGCAUCGAUGACCUUUUGGAUGUCUUCGUUUUAACUCGGGGCAUGAGUGAUAUCUUAAACAAAUAUCAGACGACGCUCAAUCAAAGUAGACUUGGGGGUCUCUUUUUAAGAGGAAGCCCAUGCGAGUCGACGCCAGUCCUUACAGCUGUUAUCGCCCAGCUUCGACAGAUCACUAUCCCGGACAACUUCGAUCUUGCAACGGCUUCUUUAUGUCAAGAGUCUAUCAUGUCUGCCAUCACUUGGACUGAGAAAAGUAUUGAAUCAACGGCCAAUCCAGAUUUGCGUGUCGCCCUGACAUUGUGUUUGUCUGUGAGUGCGGAGUUCUUAGACCUUAUUAAACAACGAAACCGUAUUGCACUUUGUGUUCUCGCGCACUACUGUGUCGUGCUAAACCAGGUUGGAAGAUCUACCUGGUAUAUGGCAAAAUGGGGGAGAUUAGUUGUUCUAGAUAUUUGGAAGGAGAUGGAUCCACAAUGGAGGUCGUUACUUCAGUGGUGUAUGGAAGCUGUUGAAUGUGAGAAUUGUGUUGGAUGA
This is a messenger RNA of Fusarium venenatum, 1200 nucleotides long. The record is from RefSeq and is a predicted model, not a curated record. NCBI's taxonomy places the organism in Eukaryota, Fungi, Ascomycota, Sordariomycetes, Hypocreales, Nectriaceae.